Messenger RNA from Myiozetetes cayanensis, 1662 nucleotides. It is a transcript of the gene NEIL1, whose product is annotated as nei like DNA glycosylase 1. Bases 16 to 1311 code for a protein of 431 amino acids. NCBI's taxonomy places the organism in Eukaryota, Metazoa, Chordata, Aves, Passeriformes, Tyrannidae. Gene Ontology annotation, molecular function: DNA-(apurinic or apyrimidinic site) endonuclease activity; nucleic acid binding; DNA N-glycosylase activity. Gene Ontology annotation, cellular component: nucleus. The transcript is spliced from 9 exons. Gene Ontology annotation, biological process: base-excision repair. The record is from RefSeq and is a predicted model, not a curated record.
GCUGUGUUGGCGGCGAUGCCCGAGUGCCCGGAGCUGCACCUGGCCGGGUGCUUCAUCAACGGCGUGUGCGGCGGGCUGCUCUUCACGGGCGGCGUGGAGCGCUCGGCAGUGGGCCGCGGCCCCGAGGUGCCCUUCCGCAGCGAGGCCUACCGCAUCUCGGCCCUCGCCCGGGGCAAGGAGCUGCGGCUGACGCUGAGCGCGCUGGACCCCUGCUCCGCUCCGCCGCAGGACCUCGUGUUUCGUUUUGGCAUGUCGGGGUCGUUCCGGCUGUGCCCGGCCGCCGAGCUGCCCCGCCAUGCCCACCUCCGCUUCCUCACCCGCGAGAGCCCCCCGAGAGCCCUCUGCUUCGUGGACGCCCGCCGCUUCGGGUCCUGGCGCCUGGGGGACGCCUGGCAGCAGGACCGCGGGCCCUGCGUCGUCUCCGAGUACCAGGCUUUCAGGGAGAACGUGCUGAGGAACCUGGAUGACAAGGCUUUUGACAAGCCCAUCUGUGAAGCCCUCUUAAACCAGAAGUAUUUCAAUGGAAUUGGGAAUUACCUGCGUGCUGAGAUCCUGUACAGGUUGAAGAUCCCUCCCUUUGAAAAGGCUCGGACUGUGCUGGAGGCCCUGAAGGAUCAGAAGCAGGAGAGGAGGAAGAAGGAUCCUUCCAUGACACUGAGCAAGAAGGUGAAGCUGAUGCAGAAGAACCCGGAUCUCCUGGAGCUGUGCCACACCGUGCCCAUGGAGGUCAUCACGGGAGAGAAGCAGCUUUUCGACCCCGAGCACGCGGAUAACUAUUCCGCCUUCAAGAACUGGCUGCAGUGUUACCUGGUGCCUGGCAUGAACUCCCUGCGUGACCGCAACGGCAGGACCAUCUGGUUCCAUGGAGAGCCUGGUCCCAUGGCUCCCACAGGGCAGAAGCCCCGUAAAAAGCGCGCUCAGCCGAAGGCAGACCCCGAGGCACAGACCCCUAAGGUCACCUCACGUGCCUUGAAAAGGCGCCCCAGGGCUGCAGCAACACCCCCAAAGUCAGAUGAGAAGGAGGAAGGGGAGGAGGAGGAGGUGGCUGAUGGGUCAAGGAAGGGACGUCCUCGCCGGAGGAGGACAGUGACCCCUGCUCCAGCCUUGCCUGGGCCAGGGAAGGGACGUGCUCGCCAGAGGAAGAGAGUGACCCCUGCUCCAGCCUUGCCUGAGCCGGGGAAGGGACGUGCUCGCCAGAGGAGGAGAGUGACCCCUGCUCCAGCCUUGCCUGAGCCGGAGGUGCUUCCCAACGCCAAAAGAAGCCGCCGGAUGUCUGCACGGAGGGGCAGAGGUGCAGUCCCUGCCGUGUGAGUGCUGCCCACUGCUGCCCACCUCCUGAGGGGCAUUGAAUGGCCCAGGAGGAGCUCAGGGAGGGCUUGGCCAGGGACCUGCAUUAGUGAUGGGGCAAAUGGAGCUUCUCUUUACCUGUGCUCACAGCUGCUUGCUACUGUUGCAUCCUGCCAGUGCGUGAGCGAGAAGCUGGGCUUGGUGGCGGGGCAUUUUCCUGCUGUCCAGAGGCAUCUGAGGGGAAAGCCAGGACCUUACAUUGUGCUGGACUCUGACUCUUCCCUCUGCCUAAAAUUGGGUUCUCUCUUCCCUUUCUUGCUGCUGCUCCAAUCACUGUUUUUAGCUGACUAAAUAAUAAAAUAUUUUGUGUAGGAA